AGUACAUCAGGCAUACCAGUGCACGUGAUCACGACAUGGGUCAAAGAUAAUGAUCAGAACGUGUUUUUGGACUGGUUUCAAUUAAAGGUUUGCAGGUUUGUUGUUGUUGGGUAUAUAUCUUGUUGCUACAAACAUGAAGUGCACAUUGGUUGAAAAAAUGCUAAAAAACCAGGAAAAGGAACCAGAAAAAGAAAAAGCAAGUGCAGUGGACCAAGCAAACGCGGAACGAGACCAUCCACCAUGGCAGUCAAUCAAAGAGAGACUAAGAUACACCAGCGAGUUGGUAAUAGGCGUCGCAUUGCUGAUGACGUUCAGUUGGUAUCUUGCGUACUCUCUGAUGCAGGAAAAAGACAACUGUCGAUUGUUAUUUGCGGAAGGACAAUGGGUUGGUGAUACCUGGAAACCAAAGGCUUGCGAGAUUCAUGUCUACAAAAGAAGUGAGAUAGAAAUUUGUCUACGAAACAACAAAGUAUACUUCAUUGGUGAUUUGAAACUACAUAAACUAUAUCACACGCUUGAAGAAAGAUUGCGAAAUCAAAGUCUAACGGAAAGAGAUAAUACGAGAGAAAAUAUGAAUUACACGGAUUUUCACGAAGGAAUCGAGCUGGAAAUUCAAACGAUUCCUGCAUCAAAAGAAAAACUUGACCGACUGUUAAAACUAUGGCUAAAGGCAAAGACCAAAGUGCCAAGUCUGGUUAUCAGCUCCUUCGGACAGAUGGAGAAUCUGGUAAAAGGAAAGUCAUCAAUGGAAGUUUAUCGAGAGAAUCUGACAGAAUAUAAAAGAUUUCUAAGCAAAUUAUCACAAAUCCAGCGAAACAAGGUGCUUGGCAAAAUUCAACCUCGAAUUGUAUGGAAACUUGAAGAGCCUGUUUCAGUGUCACAUUAUGGUAGAAACAUUUCAAACAAAGCAAACGAAACAAUUCAAGAGGCAAACCUUGCUGCCAGAUCCAUCAUGAAAUCAGCCAGUAUUAGAAUAAUGGAAGCAAGCUAUGAAAUGGCCAGAACUGAAGAUAUUAAUAGCGAGCACAGGAAAAAUAUAAAAAAUGCGGAGAUUGACUUGAUUCUGAAUUUAUUCUGCAACCAAUUGAUCCAGCCAAAAGAUGCGACAUGCUGCAAAAAAGUGGAAGGGACAAUGAGAUACCAUUACAGUGCAAUAACAAUACUGGCAUGCUGCAUGUUGCUUUUUAUUGUGCUGAUUUUCUGGAGUCGAAGUUGAUGAAGACAAGAUAGCAGUUUUCUCGUAAUUGAAGAACACCGAUUAUGAAGAGGAGAAAUCUACGUCACACGCGAAGUCAGUCAAAAAAGAACAGAC
Molecule: messenger RNA, 1312 nt
Organism: Rhopilema esculentum
Lineage: Eukaryota; Metazoa; Cnidaria; Scyphozoa; Rhizostomeae; Rhizostomatidae
Product: N-acetylneuraminate (7)9-O-acetyltransferase
Source: RefSeq, a predicted model, not a curated record